AAGCUCUACCCUGCAACCCAUGUCUCAUCUUCCGGACACAAAAAAGCCUAGUUUUUUUUUUUCUUUGUUUCUGCUGCUUGUACGUCUCUGUUCUUCCUCAUGUCUGCCUCCGUUGAUCCUCUUGUUGUUGGCCGAGUGAUUGGCGAUGUUGUUGACAUGUUUGUGCCUACGGCAAAUAUGUCUGCCUACUUUGGCCCCAAGCAUGUCACAAACGGAUGCGAUGUCAAACCAUCUGCAGCCACCAAUCCUCCAAAAGUGACUCUCUCUGGGAACUCGGACGAGCUAUAUACCCUGGUUAUGACUGAUCCUGAUGCUCCUAGUCCUAGCGAGCCCAGCAUGCGAGAAUGGGUCCAUUGGUUAGACAAGAUCAUGAGCCCCCUCAGUCUUUUAUUUCUCUGGAUUGUUGUUGACAUUCCUGGUGGAACAAACCCAACUCGAGGAAAGGAGAUACUGCCAUAUGUAGGGCCACGACCGCCAAUCGGAAUCCAUCGCUACAUACUGGUGCUGUUCCGACAGAGGGCUCCACUUGGGCUCGUUGACCAGCCAGCCUCGCGUGCAAACUUCAAUACCCGCAUCUUCGCAGGGCAGCUGGAUUUGGGUUUGCCAGUGGCGACUGUUUACUUCAACUCCCAGAAAGAGCCGGCGAGCAGGAGGCGCUGAGCAGUGGCAAUAAUAUCGCAUGCAUGCAUGGUGGCAUGCAUAUAGAGAUCAGCUAUGAUCGAUGGAACAUUAAUAUCAGUAUCUUUUUUUAAGCUUUUGUUUGAUGAACGUGGUAGACUAGUACUGUGGGUCGACUUCCUUCCUCCUUUGGUUUGUGUUUGUGGUUGUAGGAGGGAGUGCCCAUUAAUUAUCGGUCCUUUUUUUUCUGCCGUAAAUAUAUUUUAGAACUAUGCUUUUGUAGUUCUUUCGAGUUGGAAUUAUUAAUAUUGAUACUUGUUUUCUCUA
Carya illinoinensis is the source of this 945-nucleotide messenger RNA. Its product is annotated as protein MOTHER of FT and TFL1. The record is from RefSeq and is a predicted model, not a curated record. Gene Ontology annotation, biological process: response to abscisic acid; positive regulation of seed germination. The coding region runs from base 100 to 660 and encodes 186 amino acids. The transcript is spliced from 4 exons. Lineage: Eukaryota; Viridiplantae; Streptophyta; Magnoliopsida; Fagales; Juglandaceae.